Molecule: messenger RNA, 3165 nt
Organism: Orycteropus afer afer
Lineage: Eukaryota; Metazoa; Chordata; Mammalia; Tubulidentata; Orycteropodidae
Source: RefSeq, a predicted model, not a curated record
AUGAGCAAUGCUGAGAUCAUCAGUUCUACAAAUCUUAUAAUUCUGCUGGAGGAUGAAAUCUUUGCAGAUUUUUUCAACACAUUUCUUUCUCUCCCAGUCUUUGGUCAGAUGCCAUUUUACACUGUUGAAAAUGCACAGUGGAGCUUGUGGCCAGAAAUACCAUAUGACUUGAUUGCCAAAUACAAAGGAUUAUUGACCUGGUUGGAAAAAUACAGGUUACCUUUCUUCUGCAAAACCAACUUAUGUUUCCAGUACAUUCUCUGUCAGGAGUUCAUCAGCUUCAUUAACUCCCCAGAAGGAGGUGAAGAGUUGGUGGAUUUCUGGAUCCUUGCUGAGAAGAUCCUGAGCAUAGAUGAGAUGGACUUGGAAUUAAGAGACCACUACCUGUCCCUCCUCCUCGUGUUGAAGGCCACCCAUCUACAGGAGGGCUCCAAGGUGGUGACUCUCUGCAACAUGAACAUCAGGUCCCUCCUGAACCUCUCCAUCUGGCAUCCAAACCAGUCAACCACCAGGAGAGAGAUCCUGAGUCACAUGCAGAAAAUGGCUCUGUUCAAACUCCAGAGCUACUGGCUCCCCAACUUUUAUACCCAUGCCAAAAUGAGCAUGGCCAAGGAAGAAGAGUGCCAGGGUCUGAUGCAAGAAUAUGAGACUCGCCUUUGUAGUGUUUGCUACACCCAUGAAGGAGGCCUCCCUCUGAACAUGAGCAUCAAGAAGAGCCAGUACCACCAGAAGCGCUACUCAAGCAAGAAGAGCAAGAGAAAGCUGUGGCAGUUAAUAGACCACAGCUCUUGGUCUCUGGAAAUGGAGCUGCCAUCCAUUCCCCUUGAGCGAGGCACCACCACUACUUCCCCACAGGAGAUACGUCCUCCAGAAAAGAUGGUUAUACAAGUGCCUUCCCUACAUGAAGCCCAUUCCAAAGAGAAAAUUAUUAGUUCCUUGGACGAGGAUAUUUGUACCAAGAGGUCCUACACAAAGAAGAACGCCAACAGCCACUUCCACAUAGAAGGCCUUUUUGAUACAAAGUUUUCGACCUGCCUGAGGACACUCACCCCCAUCAUCAAUCAUUCCUCCCAGGUAACAAUGAAAAAGGCAAUCAAGCAAAGCCUGUCCUUGGGGUACACUCACUGGGCCUUAUGUGCUGACACCUAUGCAGGAAAUCCUUUCCGAGACCACCUGAAGAAACAGAAUUUGAAAGUGGAGACCCAACUCCUGGACCUCUGGCAGGACCUGGACCAUUUCCUCAGUGUCCUGAUGAGUAACAGGAAGAAUGGGAAUGUCAUCUUUCAACACAUGCUGGGUGACAGGAUAUGUGAGCUCUACCUGAAUGGGAAAAUUCGCCCAUGUGUACCACUCAAGUCACAAACCAUUCAGGGACUGAAGAAGAUGCUGCCUUUGGGGGAUGCGAAUCCCUGGAUUCCCAGAGCCCAGAAAGAGAUUUGCAAGAUGCUCAGUCCCUGGUAUGAUGAAUUCCUGGAAGAAGAGGACUACUGGUUUCUUGUAUUUACAACUCAAAACAGGUUCAUGAACAUCAAGUGGGAUAAAAAAGGAGAGUCUAUGAGCAAAGAAGAGAACAUUCUCCUUUGUAAGAGGAUUCAGGAAGCUCUGAACUUGAGCCAGGGUUUGGCUAACAUGGAGGAAAUGGAUUCUCUGCAGUGGCAAAAGGUAGCUACUGAGAACCUGAGACAAGGCGGGUCUCUCCAGGUAGAACUGAAGUCUCCAGUGUUUCUGACAGACAUAACAAAAAUGUCCUUUGAGGACCUCUGCUAUAAGAAUCCAAAGUUGGCCAUAGAGAAGAUCAGUGAUGAUUACAGAAUAUAUUGUGAAAAAGUACCUGGAAUAGAUUUUACAGUGGAAAUUAUCAGGCAACCAAGGAUUGUUGAAACUACGCAAAGGAAAUUGUCCUUUAAAAGGACAAAUGCAAGGAAACCCUCAAUGAGACCCAGAAAUUUGACAGAAGUCCUCCUAAAUACACACCACUUGGACUACUUCAAGGAGUUCCUCAGAGAACGGAAGGCUGACAGCCCAUUGCAAUUCUUGUUAGCCAUCCAGAAGAUCAGUGUUGAGACCAAUGAAAAGCUUUACAAGUCUCUCCUUGAAAAUGUAAUCCGGACUUUUUUCCAUGGCAGAGUCUCUGCUGAAGAAUUGCUGCAGUGCAAUGCUCCUAUCAUCAAAGAAAUCUCUCACAUGCGUCAAGUCAGCACAACCACAUUGUUAACGGUCCAGGGCUAUGUCAUGAAAUCUCUGGAAGAAAAGUGGUUUAAAGAUUACCAAGACCUGUUCCCAUUGCGUCCUCUGGAGGUGGAAACUGAAGUGCAAGCUUCCCCAAGGAAGCCCUCAAGGACAGCAACAACGUACCUACAGGGAUCACAGAAGAGAGCCUGGCUGAAAAUGGUCAGCUUUAUCAAGAGCUUUUGCAAGUACCGCAGAUAUAUGUUGGAUCAUGAUAAGCGCCAGGAAUUUGAAGACUAUCUUUAUGUGGAACUGCACAAUAACAAGGAAAAUUUCUCUGUACCAGUAAAUGUACCAGGACGCCCAGGCACAGUCCCCCCUAACGUCCGGAGCACAGACCACGAGAAUGGAGAAGUAACACUUAUAAAGCGCCGUAUAUUUGGCCACAAGAUUAUUACCGUCAACUUUUUGGUCAAUGAUAUAUAUUUCUUUUCUGAAAUGGAAAAAUUUAACAAUCUGGUGAGUUCAUCUCAAGUGCUGCAGGCCAACCGAGCAUACAAUGAAAAUGACGUGAUCCUAAUGAAAUCCAAAAUUAACAUCAUCCUAAAGCUCUAUCUGCAAUCUGAGGUCCCUCCAAGACUCAGGGUGAAUAUCUCUGAGGCCCAGAAGGAAGCCAUCCUUGCUGCCAUUUUGGAGGGGCACCUAGAUCGGAGCAUCUUCCAUGGGGCUAUCAUGUCUAUCUUCCCCACCAUUAUGUACUUCUGGAAAAGGUUUUGUUCUUGGAAGGCAACCCAAUAUUACUUACAGUCCAGGAGGAAGAAGUUUAAGGAUAAAAAAUAUCCUCCUAAACCUAUAUUCAAGUCCCCUCCUUGGAGCGGAGGAGACCAUGCUGUCCUGAGGUUCACCCUUCUCAGAGGUAUUGAGUGGUUGCGCCCUCAGCAGCGAGAAGUGGCAGCAAGUCCAGUGGUCCAAAACUGCCUCUUGUACUCUUCUUAA